This is a messenger RNA of Solenopsis invicta (red fire ant), 1799 nucleotides long. RefSeq names its product negative elongation factor E (gene Nelf-E). The record is from RefSeq and is a predicted model, not a curated record. Lineage: Eukaryota; Metazoa; Arthropoda; Insecta; Hymenoptera; Formicidae. The transcript is spliced from 3 exons. Gene Ontology annotation, molecular function: RNA binding. The coding region runs from base 128 to 952 and encodes 274 amino acids. Gene Ontology annotation, cellular component: NELF complex. Gene Ontology annotation, biological process: negative regulation of transcription elongation by RNA polymerase II.
UCUGUUUUCCCCGAAGUUUGGUUAGGGUCGUUAAGGUUUCACCAGACGCGUCUUGUGAAAAGAAUUUUGAAAAUAAAUUCUCUGUGGCAAGGCGGGCUUAAAGGACUUCUUUCGUCGUUGAUAUUACAUGCAAAGUAUGGUGUACCUACAUUUUCCGUCAAACCUAACGGAGGAAGAGUUGAUGCUGCAAACAAAAUUCAGCAAACUCAAAAGAAAGAAAAAAGCGCUGCAAGAUCUGAAGGCUCCUAAACAAGAAGUGGAACGCAUUCCUCAGACGCCAAAACGACCUACGGAAGCGAGAGACGCUCGCGAAGUAGCCAAGAAAUUGAUCAAAUCUGGUGUAAUCACAGCUCCGAAGACUCCUAAGCGGCCAGAACAAACCUUCAAAAGAUCUCGCGGACUGGAAAGGAAGUUAAACAGUACAGAAAAGACGAUUAGCUCUUACCAACCAUUUUCAGCAACACAGGAGGAGGAAGAAACAGAGGCAGCGAGGCCAAGAGUGAAGGAUUUAUACAAUAGCUUUGUCGGCGCUCAAGACACAGGGGAAAGAAACACUGGUGAUACUCAAUCUCCUGCUAAACAAGAAGUUAAGCCACGUGCAGGAAAUACAAUAUUCGUGUCUGGUUAUAAGAUAACAGAGGAUUAUUUAAAAAAGCACUUCCAGAGCUUUGGAAAUAUAGUCAAUAUUUCCAUGGAAGUUGAAAAAAACCAUGGCUUUAUCACUUUUGAAAAAGCUGAAGCAGCAGAGAGAGCCAUAAGCGAAAUGGACGGUAGUAUGGUCUCAUCCAUCCAAUUGAAAGUAUCGUUAGCGAGAAGGCAGCCGAUAAUAGAACCAGUCAGCGACACUAUGUCUAGCUCUAUGUGGUCACCGAUAGCGGCCAAUUAUUCACAGAAAAGUGCACAUAAAGAUAGGCGAGAGCUUAAAGUAUAUGAAGAGGAUCUCUUCCAUUAAAACCUCAGGUAUUUUCAUUGUACCAUAACUUUUGAAAUGCCAAAAUUGUAUAAACAAUGUAUAUAAUACCGAUAUUUAUAACCUAUACCUACAAUUUAUUUUGUUACAUCCAUAUUUUUUAUAUUGUCCUCUUCCACAUCUCAUUAUCCAUCAUAUAUUUGCCAACAAAUUCAUAUACUAAAUAUCUAUGUAUUCGCUAUCUAGUAACUGAUUUAUUAUUACAUAAUUAUAACAAAAUUCAUAAUAGUAUAGAAAUAUGCAUCUAUAUAUGUACCAGAAAAAUAUUAUACAGUCGAACCUCGUUAAUCAGUUAAACUAUAAUCUUUAAUUCUUUUUUUGUAUUUUCUCAUUAGUAAUUACUAAUUUUGAUUAGUAGAAUGUCUUUAUUAAUGAUAUUUUAUUAAGUGGUAAUUAUUAUCCAUAUUGGUUUAUCUAUAUGGAUAUCAUUAUUUCUAUUAUUUAGACUUUUACUAGCGAUUCUUUUAAUUGGAAAAAAUGGGAGAUUGUACCACUGUAUCCUUUUCUCUUAUCAGUUUUUUUGAAAAGUUAUAAAAUCAUUGUUGUAAAAAAGAGCAGAAUUAAGUAUUAAUAAUUAUAUUAAAAAUACUUAUUAAAACUUUUGAAUGCACAUUAUUCUCUACAUAAAAAAACGAGUUCUAUCUACUAUUAGAAAAAAUUAAAAGAGAUUGUUCUCUGGCAAAUUAAGACAUCACAAAGGUUCGAUUAAAUAAUAUUUUUUCUUAAAUAUAAGUUAUUGUGUGAUGUAUGUGUAUAUAACACAUAAAAUUAUCCGAAUUAUUAUAAAUAGUGUUCUUUAAAUAUAUUAAAGUUUAUAAUUGUAUAUUUG